Lachancea lanzarotensis is the source of this 1536-nucleotide messenger RNA. RefSeq names its product LALA0S02e06106g1_1 (gene NOG2). Gene Ontology annotation, cellular component: nucleolus. The record is from RefSeq and is a predicted model, not a curated record. The transcript is spliced from 2 exons. Gene Ontology annotation, molecular function: GTP binding. Bases 1 to 1536 code for a protein of 511 amino acids. Lineage: Eukaryota; Fungi; Ascomycota; Saccharomycetes; Saccharomycetales; Saccharomycetaceae.
AUGGGUACCGGAAAAAAAGAGAAGCAAAGACGUAUCCGUCAAAAUGACACCAAGGACGGCAACUUGAGGGUGAAAGGUGAGAAUUUCUAUCGUGAUGGCAAGAAAGUUAAGUUUCUGAACAUGUACACCGAUGGGAAGUCGAUCCGCAAUAAAAAAGGCGAUUUGAUUCGAGCUGCACCUCUCCAGGGCGCAGAUAUUCCAACGGCCAGAGUGCAGCCGGAUCGUCGUUGGUUCGGAAACACCCGCGUAAUCUCACAGGACGCGCUAUCGCAUUUCCGUGAGGCACUUGGUGAUACGGAAAAAAACAAUUAUCAAGUGCUGUUACGCCGGAAUAAGCUUCCAAUGUCUCUGUUGGACGAAAAAGAUACGCAAGAAUCUCCGCAGGCGAAGAUCUUGGAAACCGAAAGUUUUGAGCAAACUUUUGGUCCCAAGGCGCAGCGUAAGAAGCCCAGAAUGGCAGCUUCGAGUCUCGAAGAUCUAGCGGAUACAGCAGCCGAAAACGUUAAGCAGUACGAGGAAAAGGCCGAAUUGGACUCAACUUUGGGACUGAUGGGUCAGAAUGCCGAAAAUGAAGACGGUUGGUCCCAGACUGCCAAGGAAGCCAUCUUUAGCAAGGGACAAUCCAAGCGUAUCUGGAACGAGCUGUAUAAGGUCAUUGACUCCUCAGACGUGGUUAUUCACGUGUUGGAUGCCAGAGACCCCAUGGGAACCAGAUGCAAAUCUGUGGAAGAAUAUAUGCGCAAAGAAACACCUCACAAGCAUCUCAUAUAUGUGCUGAACAAGUGUGAUUUGGUGCCUACGUGGGUUGCAGCUGCAUGGGUAAAGCAUUUAUCAAAAGACAGACCAACUUUGGCAUUCCACGCUUCCAUCACGAAUUCUUUUGGUAAGGGUUCAUUGAUCCAGCUGCUACGUCAGUUUUCGCAACUUCACAAGGACAGAAAACAGAUCUCGAUUGGAUUUAUUGGAUACCCAAACACUGGUAAGUCGUCCAUCAUCAACACCCUACGGAAGAAGAAAGUCUGUCAAGUGGCACCCAUUCCGGGUGAGACUAAGGUUUGGCAAUACAUUACGCUUAUGAAGAAAAUUUUCUUAAUCGACUGUCCUGGUAUUGUACCGCCUUCAUCAAAGGACACAGAGGAGGAUAUUUUGUUUAGAGGUGUUGUAAGAGUGGAGCACGUAACUCAUCCAGAACAGUACAUUCCGGGAGUGCUGCGAAGAUGCCAGCAGAAGCACUUGGAAAGAACCUACGAGAUAUCUGGCUGGAAGGAUUCUACCGAAUUUAUUGAAAUGUUGGCCAGAAAAAUGGGUAGACUUUUGAAAGGAGGUGAACCUGAUGAAUCAGGUGUUUCUAAGCAAGUGCUAAAUGACUUCAAUAGAGGCAAGAUUCCAUGGUUCGUGUCCCCACCUGAGAAGGACAACAAAGAUAAGGCGGAGCCAUCUUCCAAGGCUGUAGAGAGCAAUAAGAGGACUGCAGAUGAAGCUGAGGCCGAAACCGAGUCUCCAGAGUCUCAAGAGACCAAGAAGACUAAGAUCUAG